Gymnodraco acuticeps is the source of this 1057-nucleotide messenger RNA. RefSeq names its product SPRY domain containing 4 (gene spryd4). Gene Ontology annotation, molecular function: protein binding. NCBI's taxonomy places the organism in Eukaryota, Metazoa, Chordata, Actinopteri, Perciformes, Bathydraconidae. The transcript is spliced from 2 exons. Bases 53 to 721 code for a protein of 222 amino acids. The record is from RefSeq and is a predicted model, not a curated record.
AAGAACCAAAACAUGUGAGUACAGUACAGUACUAAGAGCAGCAGCGAAAAACAUGGCGAUCCCCCUUAAAGCAGCCCGUCUCUCUCGCCUGGCAGGACGGACUGUCACCUCUCUCUCAGCCUCACAAACUGCCAGCCUGCCAGAGAGGAGAUGCUACAUCUCCACCUCGACGGGGAAUAAUUUACAGUUCAAGCUGAAUGCGCUAACGGCUCACAGCAGUCUGGACCUCUUCAAGAAAGAAACUGGCAUCAUCUACCGCAUGCUGGGCCUCGACCCCAGCCGCCUGCCAGACAACCCAGAGCGUUUCCGAGACUGGUCCGUCGUGUUUGGUGAUGAGAAGGUCAGCAGUGGACGACACUACUUUGAGGUGACGGUCAAAAAGUCUCAAGAGUUUCGUGUGGGCGUUGCCGAUGCGGCGAUGUCCAGAGAGGAUUGUGUGGGAACGAACAGCUCCUCCUGGGUCUUCGGCUACGCUCAACGCAAGUGGUUUGCUAUGACCAACAACAAGAUAAUUCCUGUGACGCUAGUGGGCAAGCCAGACCGCAUUGGCAUCCUUCUCGACUACGAAGCUGGCGUUCUGGGGCUGGUAGACGUUAUACAACCCACAAUCAUUCACACUAUCAAAGCCCAGUUCAAAGAUCCACUCUGCCCCGCGUUUGGACUCUGGGACGGGGAGAUGCUCACACACUCUGGUCUGGAGGAGCCCGAAGGCCUGAAGUGAAUCAGUACGAACUAUGAUGGCUGUAGGAAAUCAUCAAAUCAUUUAACGCUUAAGUACAGGUGAUGGUCAAGUUGGAUCAUUAGAAUGACUCUUUACAAAGCAGGUUCAUACUUUAUGUAUGCCAUCCAGCCUCAGGCAAUCAUAUCACAGAAGCUUUUUUGUGUGUACCUCAUGUAUUACCUCGCAUACUAAAUGAUGUGAAAAUUGUGUGUUGUUAAUGUUUUGUUCUCUUUACCCUGGUAUUACCAUCACAGUUACAAAGCUGAAAUUGUCACAAAACCUUUUUCAGUCUCAUGUUCAUACUGUACACUGUUUAAUAAAAUAACUUCACAGAAA